AUGACCAGAGUUAAACGAGGAUAUACAGCUCGGAGACGUCGAACAAAAAUUCGUUUAUUUGCAUCAACCUUUAGAGGGGCUCAUUCAAGACUUACUCGAACGAUUACUCAACAGAAAAUGAGAGCUUUGGUUUCCUCUCAUCGAGAUAGAGGCAGACAAAAGAGGGAUUUUCGUCGUUUGUGGAUCACUCGGAUAAAUGCAGUAACUCGUGAGAAUAAGGUAUUCCAUAGUUAUAGUAUAUUAAUACACAAUCUGUACAAGAAGCAAUUGCUUCUUAAUCGUAAAAUACUUGCGCAAAUAGCUAUAUCAAAUAAGAAUUGUCUUUACAUGAUUUCCAAUAAGAUUAUCAAAUAA
This is a messenger RNA of Ananas comosus (pineapple), 354 nucleotides long. Lineage: Eukaryota; Viridiplantae; Streptophyta; Magnoliopsida; Poales; Bromeliaceae. The record is from the annotation of a RefSeq genome assembly.